AUGGAUUUGUUGGCAGUAGUUGCUAAAUAUUUACUAGAAAAGCAAGGGAGUAGUAUAGGUAAAGAAGAUGUCAAGAAUAUCCUUGAAGAUUUAAAAGAGAGAAAACUUUAUAGGUCUAGAAGUGAAGUUAUUUCUCAUACUACUUUGGAAAGUAAAAUUAGUCAAUUAUGCUACUUCAUGAUCGGUUAUCAAGAUGGAAGUAGGAAAAACUUUAUUUUUAGCCCUCUCGGAAAACUGUAUUUAGAUAAUUUUUACACUAGUGCUAUCAAUCGGUCUUAUGUUUUUUUAACUUUGUUGUUUUCCAUUCAAUAUCCUCAUCCUCACAGCACAAGUCCAAAUUAUCAACUUUUCCCUUUUAGAAUGAUUUUUAAACUGUUAACUGAUAGUAGACUAGGGAAUAUGCUGUAUAAUUACGAGAUUUUUAUGUUUGUAAUGAGAACUAGAAGUAAUGAUUUAGCAACAUAUGAGAAUCUAAUUCAAGAGAUUUUAAAAUAUCGGUCUAAAAAUGAUGGAGAGAUUGAAGAAUUAAUUAAGGAUAAUCAACAUGAAUAUAAAAACACUAAUCCAACUAAAAGAACCUACAUCAAGAAAGCAAUAACUAUAAAUAGCAAUUAUCUAAAUUUUUUUGAUGAAAAACCUAUUCAAUUGGAUGACCCCAAUUCUUUAAAAAUUGAAAAUGUAAAGUUAAUUUACUCUAAACUCCCUAAUAAUUUAUUAGAUUAUGGAGUAGUAGAUAAAGAAAAUAAAAAAGAUAGAGAACUAUUUGAAAUUCCUAGGUUAAUUGUUUCUCAUUCCCAAAAUAUUGAAACUGGUUCUAGUAAACAAUUUGAAGAGGUAAUCGAAAAAGCAAUGAACUUGUUUUAUGAUGUCAAAGCACAAAGGAUAAGUGGAGCAGGCAAUACAGAUAUAGAGUGCUUAUACAUUCUUUCUGAAAAAGAUAAGCAGAAGUUUAACGUUGAUGCUAAAUCUACUGCUAAAAAGUUAAUUCAAAUUAAUCCUGGCAGACUUAAACAACAUAUUGCUAAAACUAAUGCUAGAUACUGUAUAGUAAUAACUCCUGAAUAUACCCCUAGUGCUAUUAAAGAUAUUCAAGGAGAAAACAUCGGUAUUCAUGAGAUUAUUGAUAAUAACUAUGGAGAAGAUAUUUCUCAAAAAGUUUAUGACCUAACCUUUAAAACUUAUGGGAGUGGAAAUGGAGGAGGUGUAGCAAAAAGAGAACAAGUUAAAUGUUUUAACAAUCUAGAAUAUGUAAUGGUUAAAAAAAUAAGUCGUAUUGUUUAUACUGAUAAAAGCCCUUAUGAGAAGAAGAUUGAUUUGUUUAAUUUCUUAAAAGAUUUAGAUUUAGGAGAAUUAGAAGAAGGCAAGAAUAAAAAGAUUAAUCUUUUGCUAUUAGGCAGAGUUUAUAAUGAAUUAGCUAAACAAAAUUUAAGAGAAUAUAAGAAGUUAGAAGGUGAUAGUCAGAAUGAAAUUAAAUAG
Molecule: messenger RNA, 1476 nt
Organism: Funneliformis geosporum
Lineage: Eukaryota; Fungi; Glomeromycota; Glomeromycetes; Glomerales; Glomeraceae
Source: the annotation of a GenBank genome assembly